Messenger RNA from Dictyostelium purpureum, 3783 nucleotides. RefSeq lists its product as uncharacterized. Bases 1 to 3744 code for a protein of 1247 amino acids. The transcript is spliced from 2 exons. Gene Ontology annotation, biological process: glutathione metabolic process. Gene Ontology annotation, cellular component: cytosol. Gene Ontology annotation, molecular function: 5-oxoprolinase (ATP-hydrolyzing) activity. NCBI's taxonomy places the organism in Eukaryota, Evosea, Eumycetozoa, Dictyosteliales, Dictyosteliaceae. The record is from RefSeq and is a predicted model, not a curated record.
AUGAAAAAGAGCAUAAAAUUUAACAUUGACAGAGGUGGAACAUUCACAGAUAUUUAUGCAGAAUUCCCAUUCGAACCAUAUUAUAUUGUAGAAAAGUUAUUAUCAGUCGAUCCAGAUAACUACUCAGAUGCACCAAGAGAGGGUAUUAGAAGAAUCUUAGAGAGAAUACAAAAGAAAUCAAUACCAAAAGAUAAUGUUGAUACAACAUGCAUUAAAUCAAUUCGUAUGGGAACUACAGUAGGCACAAAUGCAUUACUCGAAAGAAAAGGUGAACGUGUACUUUUGGUAACAAGUGAAGGUUUUAAAGAUUUAUUACAAAUUGGUAAUCAAGCUAGACCCAAAAUUUUCGAUUUAAAUAUUGUUAAACCCGAUUUAAUUUACGAUUCAGUUUUGGAAGUAGAAGAAAGGGUUCAAAUCAUCAAUAAUCAGCAUUUACUAUCUCAAUACAAUGAUGAGGAACUAGGUAAACUAGAACGUGGUACAACUGGUGACUAUAUCAAAAUUUUAAAAGAACCAAAUUUAGAUAAAAUCAAAAAAGAUUUAACAGAACAAUUUAAAAAAGGUAUCAAAUCAGUUGCAAUUGUUUUUAUUCAUUCAUAUACAUUUAAUAGACAUGAAGAAAUGGUUGGUAAAAUUGCACAAGAGGUUGGGUUUACACAUAUCUCAUUAUCACACCAACUAAUGCCAAUGAUCAAAGCUGUACCAAGGGGCUUAACAAGUUGUGUUGAUGCUUAUUUAACUCCACUCAUCGAACUAUAUAUUAAAAAUUUCGAAAAGGGUUUUGAUAAGAGUAUAAAGGAUGUAGAUAUUUCAUUCAUGAUGAGUGAUGGUGGUUUGUGUCCAGUAGAUUCUUUCAGAGGCUUUAGAUCAAUUCUAUCAGGACCUGCAGGUGGUGUUGUUGGAUAUUCAAAAACUACUCAUGGUGAAACUGGAUCAAAUAACAAUCAACAGCCAAUCAUUGGUUUCGAUAUGGGUGGUACAUCAACCGAUGUUUCUAGAUACUCUGGAUCUUUUGAUCAUGUUUUCGAAACUGAAAUCUCUGGUUUAACUAUUCAAGCUCCACAAUUGGAUAUUCAUACUGUUGCUGCUGGUGGUGGCUCACGUUUAUUCUUUAAAUCAGGUUUAUUCAAUGUUGGCCCAGAAUCUGUAGGUGCUCAUCCAGGUCCAGUUUGUUAUAAAAAGAAGGGUAAUCUUGCAAUUACUGAUGCAAAUUUAUUAUUAGGUAGAUUAUUACCACAAUUUUUCCCAUCAAUUUUUGGUCCAAAUCAAAAUGAACCAUUAGAUUACCAAGCUACCCUCUCUGCUUUUCAAACCCUUACUCAAGAGAUUAAUAAUUUCCAAAGUAAAAACAACCUUCCAUCAAUGAGCGAAGAUGAGGUUGCAUUUGGUUUUAUCAGAGUCGCAAAUGAAGCAAUGUGCCGUCCAAUUCGUAAUAUUACCGAGGCCAAAGGUUAUGAUUGUUUUCAACAUAUAUUAGCAUGUUUCGGUGGUGCCGGUGGCCAACAUGCAUGUGCUAUUGCUCAAAACUUGGGUAUGCCAAAGGUUUAUAUUCACCGUUUCUCUGGUAUCCUUAGUGCCUAUGGCUUGGGAUUAGCAGAUUUGGUCAUCGAUAAACAAGAGCCAUGUUCAUUAUCAUACAACAAAGAAAAUCAAGAUGAGCUCAAGCAAAAACUACAAGAACUAAUGGAAGAUGCAAAGAAACAACUCUUGUGUAAAGGAUUCAACGAAAAGGAUAUUAUUUGUGAAGGUUAUUUAAAUUUAAGAUUCUCUGGCACAGAUACUUCAAUGAUGGUUAAAACUCCGGAUAAUGGCGACUAUGAAGAAGAAUUUAAACAAAACUACAAAAGAGAAUAUGGUUUUAUUAUCAAAGGCCGUGAUUUAUUAAUCGAUGACAUUCGUGUUAGAGUCUACGCAAAAGGUUCAGACUUAAAUGCAAUUACAAUUCCUGAUGCAGAUCCAAACUCACCACCCAAACCAGAGCUAGUUCACAAAUGUUAUUUCGAAAGUACAGGUAGAACCGAUACACCUGUUUUCCUACUUAAAAAAUUGGGUGGAGGAGACUCUAUUAGUGGUCCUGCCAUCAUUAUUGACAACACAACUACCAUCGUUGUCGAACCAGAUUGCAAAGCAAAUAUUUUAAAACCAAGUGGAAAUAUCGAAAUCAUUGUAGGAAAUGGCAAAGGUAAAACCAUUGAUACCAAAUUAGACCCAAUCAUUCUUUCAGUAUUUUCCCAUCGAUUUAUGAGUAUUGCUGAGCAAAUGGGAAGAACUCUUCAAAGAACCUCCAUUUCAACUAAUAUCAAGGAGCGUUUAGAUUUUAGCUGUGCUAUUUUCAGUCCAGAUGGAUCAUUGGUAGCCAAUGCACCACAUCUUCCAGUACAUCUAGGUUCAAUGCAAGAAGCUGUUAAAUAUCAAGUAAACUUAUUAAAAAAUAGUUGGAAAGAAGGUGAAGUCAUUUUAUCGAAUCAUCCACAAGCUGGUGGUAGCCAUUUACCAGAUAUGACUGUUAUGACACCAGUUUAUCACAAAGGUGAAAUUGUAUUUUUCGUUGCCUCAAGAGGUCAUCAUGCCGAUAUAGGUGGUAUUACUCCUGGCUCAAUGCCACCAUUUUCCAAAUCUAUUCACGAAGAAGGUGCUGCUAUUAAAUCUUUGAAAAUUGUUGAAAAUGGUCACUUUCAAGAGGAUACCAUUAGAGAAGUUUUCGCAAAAUCACGUAAUCUUGCUGAUAAUCUUAGUGACCUGAAAGCACAAAUUGCUGCCAAUCGAAAAGGUAUUUCUCUAAUGGAAGAGUUGAUCAAUCAUUAUGGCCUCGAAGUAGUUCAUGCCUAUAUGCACCAUGUUCAAAAUAAUGCAGAGUUGGCCGUACGUGAUAUGCUUUAUGAAAUCUCUCUUGCAAAUAAAUUAAAACCAGUUGACACUUUAAUAUCAACCGACUAUAUGGAUGAUGGAUCAAAGAUUGAACUAAAGCUAACUAUUGAUCGUGAACAAAGAACUGCCAUAUUUGAUUGGAGUGGAACUGGUCCAGAAGUAUUUGGAAAUACCAAUGCCCCUCCAUCCGUAACCUAUUCAGCAACCAUCUAUAGUUUAAGAUCAAUGGUCAAAAGGGACAUCCCCUUAAAUCAAGGUUGUCUAAACCCAAUUACCACUAUUAUUCCACCAGCUUCAAUUUUAAAUCCAACUGCAGAGGCAGCAGUAGUAGGUGGCAAUGUAUUAACUAGUCAACGUGUUACCGAUAUUAUUUUAGCAGCAUUCAAAGCAUGUGCAAAUAGCCAAGGUUGUAUGAACAAUUUAACAUUUGGUGAUGAAACUUUAGGCUAUUACGAAACAAUUGCCGGUGGUUCUGGUGCAGGUCCAACAUUCAAUGGUUUUUCAGGUGUUCAAUGUCAUAUGACAAAUACAAGAAUUACAGAUGUUGAAAUUAUGGAAAAAAGAUACCCAGUGCUUGUCAAAGAGUAUAGUAUUAGAAAAGGCUCAGGUGGUGAUGGAAAAUAUAAAGGUGGUGACGGUGUUAUUAGAGAAAUUGAAUUCCUCAAAAACUUUACCGUCAGUAUCUUAUCAGAAAGAAGAUGUUAUCAUCCAAAAGGUUUAGAAGGAGGCCAAGAUGCUGAAUGUGGCGAAAAUCUUGUAAGAAGAAAAGAUGGCAAAAUUAUAAAUAUUGGUGGUAAAAAUACAAUAGAUUUAAAUUCAAACGAAUCAAUUAUAAUAAAAUCACCAGGAGGUGGUGGUUUUGGUAGUAAAAACUAAAAUAAAAACAUAAUGUGAUAAUAAAAUUUUUUAAUUUUU